AUGGCUGUCCACAAUAUCUCUAAGAAUUCCUCCUGCAGUCCCCUGCCGACAGCUCAUUUAACCAGGCUCUAUUUCGUAGUGCUCAUUGGCGGUGUGCUGGGCGUCAUCUCCAUUUUGUUCUUUCUGGUGAAGAUGAACACCCGGUCUGUGACUACCACUGCCGUUGUUAACCUGGUGGUGGUCCACAGUGUUUUUCUGCUGACUGUGCCUUUCCGCUUGAGCUACCUCCUGAAGGAGACUUGGACGUUUGGGCUUCCCUUCUGCAAAUUCGUGAGUGCCAUGCUGCACAUCCACAUGUACCUCACGUUCCUGUUCUACGUGGUGAUCCUGGUCAUCAGGUACCUGAUUUUCUUCAAGCGCAAGGACAAAGUGGAAUUCUACCGGAAGCUGCAUGCUGUGGCUGCCAGUGCUGGGAUGUGGCUCUUGGUGAUUGUUUUUGUGGUACCCGUGGUUGUUUCUCAGUAUGGGAGCCUCAAGGAGUACAACGAACAAUACUGUUUUAAAUUUCACAAGGAACUUGCUCGUGUGUAUGUGAAAGUUAUUAACUAUAUGAUAGUCUCUGUUGUCAUAGCCAUUGCACUAAUUCUCUUGGUCUUCCAGGUCUUCAUCAUUAUUUUAAUGGUUAGGAAGCUACGUCACUCCUUACUAUCCCAUCAGGAGUUCUGGGCUCAGAUGAAAAAUCUAUUUUUUAUAGGCAUCAUCCUUACUUGUUUUCUUCCCUACCAGUUCUUUAGGAUCUAUUACUUGCAAGUUGUGGGACAUGCCAAUGACUGUGACAACUAUGUUGCAUUUUAUAAUGAAAUCUUCUUGAGUGUAACAGCAAUCAGCUGCUGUGAUUUGCUGCUCUUUGUUUUGGGGGGAAGCCAUUGGUUUAAGCAAAAGAUAAUUGACUUAUGGAACUGUCUUUUGUGCCGGUAA
Messenger RNA from Lepus europaeus (European hare), 918 nucleotides. Its product is annotated as probable G-protein coupled receptor 141. Gene Ontology annotation, cellular component: membrane. Bases 1 to 918 code for a protein of 305 amino acids. NCBI's taxonomy places the organism in Eukaryota, Metazoa, Chordata, Mammalia, Lagomorpha, Leporidae. Gene Ontology annotation, biological process: G protein-coupled receptor signaling pathway. The transcript has a single exon. Gene Ontology annotation, molecular function: G protein-coupled receptor activity; oxysterol binding. The record is from RefSeq and is a predicted model, not a curated record.